Molecule: messenger RNA, 3319 nt
Organism: Hippopotamus amphibius kiboko
Lineage: Eukaryota; Metazoa; Chordata; Mammalia; Artiodactyla; Hippopotamidae
Gene: NOM1
Product: nucleolar protein with MIF4G domain 1
Exons: 11
Coding region: 27-2600 (857 amino acids)
Biological process (GO): ribosomal small subunit biogenesis
Cellular component (GO): nucleolus
Molecular function (GO): protein binding; RNA binding
Source: RefSeq, a predicted model, not a curated record
AGUCGCUCGUCGGCGCGUCCCGGAACAUGGCGGCGUCCACGCGCGCCGCCCAGCCGGCCCGGGGCGGCUGCCGGGGGCGUGUGGCCCGCAGGAAGCGCGGAGCCGGGCGCGGACCGCGUCGCGGGCCUGGGGGCGGCGGGGAGGGGGCCCUGAAGCGACUGCAGCUCGCGGUGGAGGAGUUCGUGCGGGCGACCGCGGAGGGCGCGACCCCCGGCGGCCGCGGGGGGCCCCGGGCUCAGGGACGCGUGCGCCCGGGCGGGAGGAAGAGCCGCAGGGAGCUGAGAAAGGAGAAGCGGCGCCUGAGGAAGGCGCGCCGGCUGCCGCGGGCGGCAGGCCCCGCGCUGGGCCCGGGCCCGGGCGGCGGCGGAGCCGGGGGAGCGAGCGGCCCGCGGGCGGAGGCGACGCCGGAGGACGGCCGGCCAUCCCCACGGCGGGCCCCGCGGUCGCCCGAGGGGCUGCGCCCUCCCCCGGCCCCGGCCCGGGGUCCCCCCGGCAGGACCCAGGCCGCCGCCGCCGCCCGGAAACGGGCACUUCUGGCGGCCAACGAGGAGGAGGACCGAGAGAUCCGAAAGCUGGAGCGGUGCCUCGGUUUGAACAAGCGCAGAAAGAAAGGCGACGGUAGCUCCGUGCCGCUUAGCUUUGCCCGCGAUGGGCUGGACUACGUCCUGGGAGCCCUGGACUCCGCGGGAAGUAGUGGCGUGUAUGAAAGCAGCAGUGAGGAGGAGGAGGAGGAUGCGGGGCAGACGCUCCCCGAAAGUGGCGUAGACACUGACAGCGAGGACGAACGGGAGGAGCGCGGUGGGGAAGACGAAAGCGAGCGGGAGGCAGAGGCGGGAGCGCAGAGCGCGGAGGCGGACCAGGAGGACGCAGAAGAGGAAGCGCGAGCAGCCGAAGGAGCGGAGCGGGGAGCGAAGGAGAAAGGCAGGAAAAGGAGAGUCCGUUUUGCUGAAGAUGAAGAGAGGAGUGAAAAUUCCUCGGAGGAGGUUGACACAAACGAUCAGCAGCGUCUUUGUGAACAUGGUGGGAGGUACAUCCCACCUCACGUGAGGCGAGCAGGGGAGACAGUGGAUGCCCAGAAGAAGGAAGAGCUAGAAAGACUCAGGAAACAGGUCAAAGGUCUGAUCAACAGGCUGAGUGAGCCGAACCUGGCCUCCAUCAGCGGCCAGCUGGAGGAGCUGUACAUGGGCCACAGCAGGAAGGACAUGAAUGACACUCUGACAGGUGUCCUCCUGAGCGCCUGCGCCCCGGACGCAGCCAUGCCUGCCAGGCUGGUGAUGGAGCAUGUCCUCCUGGUCAGCACUCUUCACUACACCGUCGGCAUCGAGGUCGGUGCGCACUUUUUGGAGGCUGUGGUGAGGAAGUUUGAUGACGUCUAUAAAAGUGGGCGUGACAGCAAGGAGUGUGACAACCUGUUCACCAUCAUCGCCCACUUGUACAACUUCCACGUGGUGCAGUCCCUCCUCAUCUUUGACAUUUUGAGAAAACUUAUUGGAACUUUCACAGAGAAAGAUAUCGAACUCAUCCUGUUAAUGCUGAAGAAUGUGGGCUUUUCCUUGAGAAAAGAUGAUGCUUUGUCACUUAAGGAACUGAUCACUGAGGCCCAGGCCAAAGCCAGCGGGGCAGGCGGCAAGUUCCAGGACCAGACCAGGGUCCGCUUUAUGCUGGAGACGCUGCUGGCGCUGAAGAACAACGACGUGCGGAAGAUCCCGGGCUAUGACACCGAGCCCGUGGAGAAGCUGCGGAAGCUACAGAGAGCCCUGGUGCGCGGUGCUGGCUCGGGGACGGACACUCAGCUGCGCAUCUCCUGGGAUGGCGUCUUGAACGCCGAGCGCACUGGGCGCUGGUGGAUCGUGGGGUCCGCGUGGAGCGGUGCCCCGAUGAUCGACAGCGGUCAGCGGAAGACCCCGCAGGAGCAGCCCGCGGGCACGGUCAGCGCCAAGGUCCUGGCACUCGCCCGGAAGCAAAGGAUGAACACAGACGUCAGGAGGAGCGUCUUCUGUACAAUUGUGACGAGUGAAGACUUUCUGGACGCGUUCGAGAAGCUCCUAAAGCUGGGGCUUAAGGAUCAGCAGGAGAGAGAGAUCGUUCACGUCCUCGUGGACUGCUGCCUUCAGGAGAAAACGUACAACCCUUUCUACGCGUUCCUGGCCGGCAAGCUCUGUGACUACGAGAGGAGGUUCCAGAUGACAUUCCAGUUCAGCAUAUGGGACAAAUUUCGGGACUUAGAAAAUUUGCCAGCCACUAAUUUCUCUAAUUUGGUUUAUCUGGUGGCCCAUUUGUUGAAGACAAAGUCUCUGCCACUCUCCAUUUUAAAGGUCGUCGAAUUCAGUGAAUUGGACAAACCCAGAGUCCACUUUUUGCGAAAAGUGUUAUACAUGCUACUCAUGGAAAUAGAAGCUGAAGACCUUGGUUUAAUUUUUGCAAGGGUGUCGGACAACCCCGCGCUAGGCCUGCUGCGGGAGGGCCUGAAGCUCUUCAUCAGUCACUUCCUGCUGAAGGGCCGGCAGGCCCACGGGAGCGCCGAGGAGGCCAGAGCGCUGCGGGAGAGAGCCGAGCUGUGUACCAAGGCUCUGCAGGGGAGGGCGUCCCUGAGGCUGUAGCCCGGGCCCUGGUGAGGGGGGUGGAGGGGGGGCGCUCGUCGGGCUGGAAGGUGAAGCCGUGUAGCAUAGUCUGCCGUAUUUAAAGCAUAUUCUGUUUUGGUCCAAGGUUACAUUACAUUUGUGUUUUGAAUCAUUUUCAAAUAACUGUGUCUCUAGGAGGUGGGAGGGAGGGAGGUGUGGACACUGGGCAGCGAUGAGACUGGGGGGGGGGGGGGGGUGCCGGUGCCUUCAUUUUUAACGGAAAUAAGCCUCUGGAGGGUGCAGUUACAAAGAACCUGAUGGCGCUUUUAUCGUUUCUGUAUAUUGGUUAAAAGUGCAGCAACCAUGAGUUAAACAUGCCUGAUGUUUGAUUGAUUAUUUCAAGUGUUUGGAAGGCAGGUGUUCUGGAAAAGUCAGCAGUUCACUCGAGCCUUGCAGGUGUGGGCGCAGCAGGGUGUGGGGGGAGUGUCCCUGGUCCCUUGCCUGAAGUUCCGGCGUGGGAAAGGACGUCUUCCUGUGAGUGUCUGUCACUUAGACCCAUUGAGUCCAGGGGGGAUGCACGCGGCGGUGAGUUCUUGGGGCGCAGCCUCGCAGAGGACAGGAGUGCCUGCGAGGGCGAAGGUUCAAGCGGCACCUAAAGUACAGCGUUCCCCUCGUUCGUUGUGAAGUUCAUACAGAUGAAAUGUAUCUUUAUAAUUUUCCCUUAAGUGUUAAAUUAUUUGAAAAUAAAGAAUUUUUAU